Salvia hispanica is the source of this 990-nucleotide messenger RNA. Lineage: Eukaryota; Viridiplantae; Streptophyta; Magnoliopsida; Lamiales; Lamiaceae. The record is from RefSeq and is a predicted model, not a curated record.
AUGAAAACCGGAGAAGAUCGAUCUGUAGCAGUACGCCGCUACAACAUAGAAGAGUCUCUGGAGAAAAAAAACUAUCCCUUGCAUCCAGAAGAACUUGAACAAGGAACAAGUUCAUUUAGUGAAACCAACUUGCUUGGAGGAGGUGGUUUUGGUUCUGUAUUCGAAGCAACACUUUUUGAUGGGUUAAAAGUUGCAGUAAAAGUAUUCCACUUGGAACUGCAAGGAGCAUCAAGGAGCUUUGAAGUGGAAACUGCUAUAUUAAGAAACAUUCGACAUAGAAACUUGGUUCGAGUUAUUGGAUGUUGUUGUAAUAUGGAGUUUAAAGCAUUGAUUCUGGCAUACAUGCCAAAUAGGAGCUUGGAUAAAUGGUUACAUUCCGAUAAUUGUGGUUUGGAUCUUAUUCAGAGACUUAAAAUAGCAGUAGAUGUUGCGGCCGCCUUGGAAUAUCUUCACCAUGGUCUUACAUCCCUAGUUGUUCAUUGUGAUAUAAAGCCAAGUAAUGUGUUGCUUGAUCAAGACAUGGUAGCUCAUCUUGCUGAUUUUGGAAUUUCAAAGCUUUUUGAUGGAGGGGAAACAACUAUUCAAACACAAACAAUGACAACUGUUGGCUACGCAGCACCAGAGUUUGGAAUGGAUGGCAAAGUGUCAAUAAAAGGGGAUGUAUACAGUUUUGGGAUAUUGCUGCUAGAGAUGUUCACUGGAAAGAAGCCAACGGAUGAUAUGUUCGGUGAAGAAAUGAGUUUAAAAGAGUGGGUAAGUGAAGCAUUGGAGCAAAAUAUAGCAACUGAAAUCAUGUCGUCCGCUCUGUUAUCAAUGGAAGAUCAACAUCACUCUGCAAAGGAGCAAUGUUUGUUGUCAAUAUUUCAAUUGGCAAUGAAAUGUUUAGCCGUUUCAGCAGAUGAAAGAGUCAACAUGACUGAAGCAGCAACUACUUUACACAAUAUCUAUGAAACAAUUGUAGCAGGUACAAAAAGUCACAAUCUUCAUUAG